CCCUCUCCCCGCCCCCGCCUCCGCGCGCCAUUCCUCGCCGUCCUCCGGCCGUGCGCCCCGCCAGCCGCGUCUCAGCCAUGGCAGGCCUGGGGCCGCGACCCGCCAAGGGCUACCGGGUGGUGCUGCUCGGGAGCGUGGCCGUGGGCAAGACGGCGCUGGCCACGCAGUUCGCCUGCGGCAGCUUCCCGGAGCAGUGCGAGCCGUCGGUGGAGGAGCUCUUCAGCAAGGUGAUCGAGGUGAACGCGGCGCCCGCCCUGCUGGAGAUCGUGGACACCGUGGGCGCCGAGCACCUGGUCACCCUCAAGGACCUGUACAUCAAGAACAGCGACGGCUUCGUGGUGCUCUACAGCGUGUGCAGCGAGGCCUCGUUCGAGGCGGUGCGGCCGCUGCGGGAGCGCAUGGGCCGGCUGCGGGGGCCCAAGGCCGUGCCGCUCGUGCUCGUGGGCACCAAGGCCGACCUGGACGCCGAGCGCCAGGUGCUGACGGCGCGGGGCCGCGCGCUGGCCCGCGAGUGGCGGUGCCCGUUCCUGGAGGUCACGGCCAAGAGCAAACUGAUGGUGGACCAGGUGUUCACGCAGGUGGUGCGCGAGGUGGAGGCCCUGGCCCCGCCCGAGGAGCGGGCCCCGGCGCUCCCCACCAAUGCCCAGGACACGUGGCCCUCGGAAAGAUUCAUUGGCUGACGCGCAAAGGUGACUUUUUAGCGUGUUUGGCGCGUUUCUGAUUUCUGAAGCUCAGUCCUCCUUCCCUGCCUUUUUAAAGAAAGUUUUCGGGCCCAAGACAAGUGAUGAUGGCUUCUGUGUCGGAACUCAAACCAGCGCUUUGGACUGUUGGCCUGAAAACUUGGCCACUUUGUUUAGCUCUUACAGGGCUCUAGGAAACCCAAAAUCCGUAUUGUUUUCCUGGAUGGGGAGUCCCAGCCUUUUCUUCACACGGGAUUUGUUACAGGAUUCUCUUUUUUUUCCCCCCUUUUGAUAAUGAAUGCCUUCGAAUGCACCAGACCUUUGAAAUUGAUUGAGGAACAGGAACUAAAGACUUUAAGCCUUGGAUUCUGUGAGGUUUUCAUGUGUUUCCCUCUCAUCCACAGCCUUGCAUUGCAGCAGUAAUAUUUUCCUCUCUGUGUAUUUCUAAAUAUAGUUAUGACAUACACAGCGUUGGUUUGAAAGGGAUAUUGUAUACCCUGGGAGGGGAACACGUAACUGCUCACACACAGCUCAGCCUGCCUUCAGCUCUGUAAUUGACAUCUAGUCGAUGUUGAAUCUGUACACCGAGUGAAAAUAAAGUGAUUUUACAAGGUGA
Molecule: messenger RNA, 1296 nt
Organism: Felis catus (domestic cat)
Lineage: Eukaryota; Metazoa; Chordata; Mammalia; Carnivora; Felidae
Product: ras-related protein Rap-2c-like
Exons: 1
Coding region: 78-680 (200 amino acids)
Biological process (GO): negative regulation of cell migration; Rap protein signal transduction
Cellular component (GO): plasma membrane
Molecular function (GO): GDP binding; GTPase activity; GTP binding
Source: RefSeq, a predicted model, not a curated record